ACGAGUGUGAGAAUGACUACUACAACGGGGGCUGUGUUCACGAGUGCAUCAAUAUCCCGGGGAACUACAGGUGCACCUGCUUUGACGGCUUCAUGCUGGCACACGAUGGACACAACUGCCUGGAUGUGGACGAGUGUCAGGACAACAAUGGUGGCUGCCAGCAGAUCUGUGUCAAUGCCAUGGGCAGCUACGAGUGUCAGUGCCACAGUGGCUUCUUCCUCAGUGACAACCAGCACACCUGCAUCCACCGCUCCAACGAGGGUAUGAACUGCAUGAACAAAGACCAUGGCUGUGCCCACAUCUGCCGGGAGACGCCCAAAGGUGGGGUAGCCUGCGACUGCAGGCCCGGCUUUGACCUUGCCCCAAACCAGAAGGACUGCACACUAACCUGUAACUAUGGAAACGGAGGCUGCCAGCACAGCUGUGAGGACACAGACACCGGCCCGAUGUGUGGCUGCCACCAGAAGUAUGCUCUCCACUCGGACGGCCGGACAUGCAUUGAGAAGGAUGAGGCUGCAAUUGAGCGCUCUCAGUUCAAUGCCACGUCAGUAGCUGAUGUGGACAAGCGGGUGAAACGGCGCCUACUCAUGGAGACGUGUGCUGUCAAUAAUGGAGGCUGUGACCGGACGUGCAAGGACACGGCCACGGGCGUGCGAUGCAGCUGCCCAGUUGGAUUCAUGCUGCAGCCCGACGGGAAGACAUGCAAAGACAUCAACGAGUGCCUGGUCAACAACGGGGGCUGCGACCACUUCUGCCGCAACACCGUGGGCAGCUUCGAGUGCGGCUGCCGGAAGGGCUACAAGCUGCUGACCGAUGAGCGGACGUGCCAAGACAUCGACGAGUGCUCCUUCGAGCGGACUUGUGACCACAUCUGCAUCAACUCCCCGGGCAGCUUCCAGUGCCUGUGUCACCGCGGCUACACACUCUAUGGGACAACUCACUGCGGAGACGUGGACGAGUGCAGCAUGAACAAUGGGAGCUGCGACCAGGGCUGUGUCAACACCAAGGGCAGCUUUGAGUGCCUCUGCCCCCCGGGGAGGCGGCUCCACUGGAACCGGAAGGACUGUGUGGACACAGGCAAGUGCCUCUCUCGGGCCAAGGCCUUGCCCCGGGCCCAGCUGUCCUGCAGCAAGGCGGGCGGCGUGGAGAGCUGCUCCCUCAUCUGCCCAGCCCACACACACUUCACUCCAGACUCGGAAAACAGCUACAGCCUGAGCUGCGGAGUCCCCGGUCUCCAGGGCAAGAUGCUGCAGAAACGCAACGGCACCGGCUCCAGUGCCGGGCCCAGCUGCUCAGGUGCCCCUACCACCCCCAUCAGGCAGAAGACCCGCUUCAAGAUCCGUGAUGCCAAGUGCCAGCUCCGGCCCCGCAGCCAUGAACCAGCAAAGGAGACCUCAAGGCAGCUGCUGCUGGAAAACUGCCACGUCACCUUUGUGACCCUGAAGUGUGACUCCUCCAAGAAGAGACGCCGUGGCCGGAAGUCCCCAUCCAAGGAGGUGACCCACAUCACAGCUGAGUUUGAGGUUGAGAUGAAGGCGGAAGAGGCCUCAGAUAGCUGCGAGGCAGACUGCAUGAGGAAGCGGGCAGAGCAGAGCCUGCAGGGUGCCAUCAGGACUCUGCGGAAGGCCAUCAGCCGGCAGCUGUUCUCCGUCCAGGUCGCCGGCACUGAGUACGAGGUGGCCCAGCGGCCGGCCAAGGCCCCAGAGAGCCAGGGGGCAUGUGGCACAGGCCAGGUGCUACAGGACAGCAAAUGUGUGGCCUGCGAGCCUGGCACCUACUUCAGCGGGGAUUCUGGACAGUGUGUGCCGUGUGCGCCGGGGACCUACCAGGAUGGGGACGGCCAGCUCAGCUGCAUGCCGUGCCCCAGCAGCGACGGGCUCGGCCUGGCUGGUGCCCGCAACGUAUCCGAAUGUGGAGGGCAGUGCUCUCCGGGCUCCUUCUCCACCGACGGCUUCCGGCCCUGUCAGGCCUGCCCUGUGGGCACGUACCAGCCCGAGCCCGGGCGCAUGGGCUGCUUCCCCUGUGGGGGCGGGCUGCUCACCAAGCAUGAGGGCACAGCCUCCUUCCAAGACUGCGAGGCCAAAGUGCACUGUUCUCCCGGCCACCACUACAACACCACCACCCACCGGUGCAUCCGCUGCCCCAUCGGCACCUACCAGCCCGAGUUUGGCCAGAACCACUGCAUCACCUGCCCAGGCAACACCAGUACCGACUUCGACGGCUCCACCAACGUCACGCACUGCAAAAACCAGCACUGCGGCGGCGAGCUUGGUGACUACACGGGCUACAUCGAGUCCCCCAACUACCCUGGCGACUACCCAGCCAAUGCAGAGUGCGUGUGGUACAUCUCGCCACCCCCCAAGCGUAGGAUCCUCAUUGUGGUCCCCGAGAUCUUCCUGCCCAUCGAGGACGAGUGUGGUGACGUCCUGGUCAUGCGGAAGAGCGCCUUGCCCACAUCUGUCACCACCUACGAGACCUGCCAGACCUACGAGAGGCCCAUUGCCUUUACCUCCCGCUCCCGGAAGCUCUGGAUCCAGUUCAAGUCCAAUGAGGGCAACAGCGCCAAAGGCUUCCAGGUGCCCUACGUCACCUACGACGAGGACUACCAGCAGCUCAUAGAAGACAUUGUUCGUGAUGGGCGGCUCUACGCCUCGGAGAAUCACCAGGAGAUUUUGAAGGACAAGAAGCUGAUCAAGGCCCUCUUCGACGUGCUGGCACAUCCCCAGAACUACUUCAAGUACACGGCCCAGGAGUCCAAGGAGAUGUUCCCACGCUCCUUCAUCAAACUGCUGCGCUCCAAAGUGUCCCGGUUCCUGCGGCCCUACAAAUAGCAGGAAACACUGACCAGCCCAUGGAGGGCACGACCGCGCCCACUCAGAGACCCCAGCCCAGCCGCACUGCUCCCAUCGCUGCCCCGUGGGACAACACUGCUUAAGGCAGCCUUUCUCCUUCCCUCCCUCCGCCUGUUUGUUUCCAGGACAGCGAGAGUGCCCUCUCCUGGGCCAGGCCCUCUGUGCUGCCAAGCAGGAGGGCAGCCCUGGCAGAGCACGUGUGGGAAGAUGGUUCGUGCCCCUCGAGUGACACCUCAGGAGAGAGGAGCGUGGCUGCCCGCCUCUGUGAGGCUCUGGGAAGUGUAAUCAGAGGCAAGAAGCCAGGCCCUGGAGAGAAGGGCAUGUGAGGGCUUCUGGAGGCUUUGAUAAGCCGGGUGAUGCCUGCAGGGGCGUCCACACCCACAGGCCUGGGACAAGCCCUGUGGUCAGGCUCUGGGGACUCUGAGGGGACAGAAAGAGCUGCUAGGGGAGGAAACUGUAGAUUUGUGCUUUCCCUUGAUAGAGCGUCUAAUUAAGUAUUAUAUAUGUACAAAUAUAAAUAUAAAUAUA
Molecule: messenger RNA, 3380 nt
Organism: Miniopterus natalensis
Lineage: Eukaryota; Metazoa; Chordata; Mammalia; Chiroptera; Miniopteridae
Source: RefSeq, a predicted model, not a curated record